Molecule: messenger RNA, 1698 nt
Organism: Gossypium raimondii (Peruvian cotton)
Lineage: Eukaryota; Viridiplantae; Streptophyta; Magnoliopsida; Malvales; Malvaceae
Product: selenium-binding protein 2
Exons: 6
Coding region: 52-1521 (489 amino acids)
Molecular function (GO): selenium binding
Source: RefSeq, a predicted model, not a curated record
ACAAACCCUUUUUCUAAAGUAAAGUUUUUUUUUCCCCCCUUUUGGUAGUUUAUGAGUAUAGAGAGAGAGAGAGAGAGAGAAUUUGCCAUGGGUGAAGAAGUAGGGUGUUGCAAGAGAACAGGAACAGGAUAUGGAGCUCCAUUGGAAGCCAUGUCUGGUCCUAAAGAAGCUCUUAUCUAUGUUCCUUGUGUUUAUAAUGGAACUGGAAGAGAGAAGCCAGAUUUCUUGGCAACAGUUGAUGUAGAUCCCAACUCACCAACUUACUCUAAAGUUAUACACAGGCUAUCUUUGCCAUAUAUAGGUGAUGAACUACAUCAUACGGGGUGGAAUGCUUGUAGUUCUUGUCAUGGUGAUCCAUCAUCUGAUCGACGGUUUUUGAUCCUGCCUUCUUUGCUCUCUGGUCGUAUCUAUGUGAUCGACACACAAAAGAACCCCAAGGCUCCCUCGUUGCACAAAGUGGUGGAACCUGAGCACAUCAUUGAGAAAACCGGCUUGGCAUAUCCCCAUACAUCUCACUGCCUUGCCAACGGCGACAUAAUCAUUUCAUUUCUCGGCGACAAAGAUGGAAACGCCCAAGGCAACGGAUUCCUUCUCCUCGAUUCCCAGUUCAACAUCAAAGGGAGGUGGGAAAAACCAGGGCGUAAAGCUGAGUUUAGCUACGAUUUUUGGUACCAACCUCGACAUAAAACGAUGAUCUGCUCAUCGUUUGGUGCUCCUUUGGCAUUCACCCAAGGUUUUAACCUUAAACAUGUCGAAGACGGUUUCUAUGGAAGACAACUGUUUGUGUAUGAUUGGCCUGAUGGCCGGCUCAAACAGACAUUGGAUCUCGGUGACAAUGGUCUUAUCUCCGGAGAGAUAAGAUUCUUGCAUGAUCCAACCAAAGACACAGGGUACGUCGAGUGUGUCCUAUCAAGCAACGUAGUACGGUUUUUCAAGACCCAGGAUGGAUCAUCAUGGAGUCACGAGGUGGCUAUCUCAGUGAAACCAUUGAAGGUACAAAACUGGAUUCUCCCCGAAAUGCCCGGACUCAUAGUCGGCCUUUUAAUCUCUCUCGACGACCGGUUCCUAUAUUUCGUCAACUGGUUCCACGGCGAUGUCCGACAAUACAACAUUGAAGACCCCAAAAACCCAAUCUUGGUCGGCCAAGUAUACGUCGGAGGAUUGCUUCAAAAGGGCAGCCCCAUAACAGCAGUCACAGAAGAUGGUAAAACAUGGCAACCCGAUGUUCCUAAAAUCCAGGGACAUUGUCUCAGAGGGGGACCUUGUAUGACACAGUUAAGCUUAGAUGGGAAACGGCUGUAUGUGACGAACUCGUUGUUUAGCACAUGGGAUCGACAGUUUUACCCUGAUGUUAUAGAGAAAGGUUCACAUAUGAUACAGAUUGAUGUGGACAUUGAGAAUGGUGGUCUGAAAAUAAACCCAGAUUUUUUUGUUGAUUUUGGAGCUGAACCUGAUGGUCCUUGUUUGGCUCAUGAGAUGAGAUACCCAGGCGGUGAUUGUACUUCAGAUAUUUGGAUUUAAAUCAUAUGAAGAAAAAAAACAGUUUCAGUUAUGAAGACAAAACAAUCAAUGUAAUCUUGUUGACUGUUGUGAAUAAAAAUAACACGUGUUCUUGGAAGAGAUAAUGUAAUAACAUCAUCACAUGUAUCUUGGACUCUCAAUGUUCUAAAACUUGGCUGUUGUUGCUCAUUGUUGAUA